AACAUUUCUACCACAUUCACCUAUUCACCAACUACUACCAGCUACUACUAUCAACAAUGUGCUACUGGAGGCGCGUUCGCAAUGUUUACCUGCGCUGCGGUCACGCCAUUAACCUGCCUGAUCAAUUGAUCACCUGCGAAAAUACCAGGUGCAAGUUCAGCCCCAACCACCCCACUACCUGCGGGCCUCCCACAUGCAAGCAAACUUGUUGCCAAUACCGUCAAUACCCUCAACAGUACUCACCCAACAUCAACAGUUUCUGCCCCACAUGCGAGGCGGCUGGGUACCGCUGAGCGCCGAGUUUCUUUUUGUGAAUAUUUUACCUCGCGCGUUUAAUUGUUAGAACUAGAGUCAAGGAGCCCUUUCGUUAAUUAUUACAUGUGUCAUAUUAUUUAUAGUGUAUCACCUAACAUCGAGAUCGACUACCUGUACUGUUCGCUUUCUUGUAACUGAAUAUCGAUUGAUCUGAGAUUGGUCAAACCCCGUCGGAACCAGGAACGUUGCGCGGAACUCAGUUAAUUGACUUAGAUAGUGGUGUGUCGUAUCUCACCGAGUCGGUAAAUGAAAC
Messenger RNA from Suillus clintonianus, 568 nucleotides. RefSeq lists its product as uncharacterized. The record is from RefSeq and is a predicted model, not a curated record. Bases 57 to 293 code for a protein of 78 amino acids. NCBI's taxonomy places the organism in Eukaryota, Fungi, Basidiomycota, Agaricomycetes, Boletales, Suillaceae. The transcript has 6 exons.